Messenger RNA from Astyanax mexicanus (Mexican tetra), 2291 nucleotides. It is a transcript of the gene asb4, whose product is annotated as ankyrin repeat and SOCS box containing 4. Gene Ontology annotation, molecular function: protein binding. The transcript is spliced from 5 exons. The coding region runs from base 701 to 1975 and encodes 424 amino acids. Gene Ontology annotation, biological process: intracellular signal transduction. Lineage: Eukaryota; Metazoa; Chordata; Actinopteri; Characiformes; Acestrorhamphidae. The record is from RefSeq and is a predicted model, not a curated record.
CAAUGUCGGGAUUCAUGGGGCUGCAAUAGUGAAAGAGUGGUUCAGGAAGCAUGAGAUCAUCAUUUUCACACAUGGAUUGUUCACCACAGAGUCCAGACCUUAACCUCAUUGAGAAUUUUUGGUAUGUACUGGAGAAGACUUUGUGCAGAGGUCAGACUCUACCAUCAUCAAUGCAAGAUCCUGAUUAAAAAUGAAUGCUGCAUUAACACUGCAUUGAAAUAAAUCUUGUGACAUUGCAGAAGCUUUUUGAAACAAUGUUACAGUGAAUGUGUGCUGCAAUCAGCUAAAGCUAAAGGUGGGCCAACAAAAAGUUAGAGAGUGUGAAGAAAUUAUGAAAUUGUUGUGUCAUCUGCCACAAUCAAUAUUCAGAAAGGGAUCUGGGCUCUUAUGGGUUAAUAACUCAAUCUUGCUUCCACACAGUGAAAUUUACGCUAGUCCAGGAGGUGAAGUGUGAGUGUAAAGGCAGUCUGAUCCACAGGGCUGUUGGUAUGUGAUGACUUCCCCCUGUCAGUCUAUAAAUAUCUGCCCUCAUUCGAGUAUCCUUGUUUCACACCCUCGUCCUGUCUCUCUGCGGAAUAGCCCACGCAGCUCAUGCACAGCGGGAAAUCACUGGAAACGCGCACAGAACUGUGGGCCUGCUCCCCUGAGUGUGUGUGCAUGUGUAGGUGUGUGUGUGAGAGCUUCAGAGUGUGUGUGAGAGAUGGAGGAGCGCGUGUCUCGGCGCUCUGAGGCUCUGAAGGAGCUGAAGUCGCGCUUUCUGGCGGCGCUGCAGCGCGACGACGCGGCGGAGGUGGGGAAACUGCUGCACACCACUAACAUCGAUAUAGACACGGUGUUCGACGUGGAGGACCGCAGCAUGGUGCUGGCCUCAUACAAACAAGGAUACUGGUUACCAGGCUACAAGCUGGAGUCUUCGUGGGCCAUGGGUCUUCACGUGUGUAUGAUGUACAAUUCGUUGGCGUGUGCUCUGGUGCUUCUGCAGAGUGGAGCAGCGCUGAACAGGAAGCCCAAUGGGAAAACUCCACUUCACGUGGCCUGUGAGGUGUCUCACGCAGACUGUGUGAACCUGCUGCUGAACUGGGGGGCUAGGGUCAACAGUGUGUCACUGAGUGGGCACACUCCUCUACACUACUGCAUCACUCACGAGUCUGUGGACUGCGCCAAGCAGCUCAUCCUUAAAGGAGCAAAUGUGAACACGGCCAGCGAGAACAAUGAAGAAAACACUCCACUGCACACAGCUGCACGAUUCGGCAUCUCCGAGCUGGUGGCCCUCUAUGCUGCUCAUGGUGCUGAGGUGGAUGCUCUAAACUCCCAUUUUGAGACCCCCCUGAUCACUGCUGCAUUCUGGGCCAUGGACUCCCGCGAGCAGACCUACAGCGAGGACCACCGCCUUGUGUGUCGGAUCCUGCUGGACUACGGCGCCAACCCAAACCUUCAGGAGGAGGACAAGAAGACGGCCCUGCACAAAGCCUCUUGGAACUGUGACCCUAUACUAAUGCAGAUUCUACUGGAAGGUGGGGCUGAUGCCAGGAUUAUGGAUGUGAACGGGUGUGCGGCGGUCCAGUACGUGUUGAAGUCCUUGCAGUUUCGGCCAAUGUCUAUACCUGAGCGCUGCUUCCAGCUUCUGCUGAACUAUGGAGCAGCCAGAGUCUACCCUAAGCAGUUCCACAAGAUAUUGCAGAAUUGCUACGACUAUCCCCGGGCUGUUGAGGUGAUGGCCAAUUCUUAUGAGCAUCUCAUGAAAACCAAAAAAUGGAGGGCAGCUAUUCCUGACGCAGCAUAUGAGCGGUACAGGAUGUUCUAUGAUUCCUUGUUCGCUGCUUGUACCAACAGUCCACGUACUUUGCAACACUUGGCCAGAUGUGCCAUACGUAUGGCAAUGUACAGACGCUGCGAGUCCGGCAUUCAUCAACUACCACUGCCCCCACCAGUCAAGAGAUAUAUACUGCUGGAACCUGUGGGAAUCGUAUUCUAGACAUUUUGCAUUUUGGCUUUGAAAUGCCGAAGUCUGCUGAACUCAAGCCUCUUUGUCUCAGUCAAAUGUUCUGGGGCUUAACUGUUUUGAGCCUUCAUUCCUCAGUCUCAUUAGUGCAACUGGCUUAUCAGUUUAUAUUAUGAAGGUUACUGAAUAAUAUAGCUAGAGUAUAAGGAACUGUGAGAAUUCUGUCAUAAAGAAGUUGACCUUUGUAUGACAUUGUAUGACAGGAUGGUCUGAUGGAACCUCCUACCAUUGUUCUUCCUGCUACCAGACAAUUCAGAAAAAUAAAUGUUUCCAUGUUUUUGAACUUGUU